GAUUUAUGUAGUGUAUUUUUAUGCAUGAGGCGCGUGUUAUUUGAGUACUUUUGCAUUAGAAUUAAAUUAAUGUAAAACUUAGUUUUUUCGCAGUAUUUGUUGAAAGUAAUCUAUUACAGAAGACACACAUUUAUCAUGUAUAAUAACUUCAUACGAAUAGAGAAACAUAACACAAAUAGCAUACAUUAUAGAAGAAGUACGUAUUCUCUUCUCAGUCUGUCUUCAUUUGCCAUCUCUCUUUUGAUUGAUGUAAGUUAAGAGUAAAGACUCAAUGACAGUAGAUAGCGUGAGUCACUUUGCAUUGAUAAGAAGUAGUUGCGUGUGAUACGAGAAAUUUUCAAACUUAUUACAUACUUGGAAAGAAGCGGCAGAUGAAAAAGAAGUAUAAAAUGUUUUAAAGUCGUAGUUAAUUUUUGUGAAACGAAAGACGAAACACGUAACUUUUGCUUAGAGACAGUGCUUUCGCGUAUUUUUCACAACGCAAUUGUGAGAUGAAUAGUGUCAGGAUUAACGGGGAAAAUCGAGAAAGAAAUGGACACGUGCUUAUAUGGGAGCAGUCUGGCCUGGAAGAAACAGACAGGCAGGCGCCAAAGCAAAGAGCAAUGGUGGGGACACGUCACGUAGUCACAUUCAUGCUCUUCCUGGGCAUGGCCAAUGCCUACAUAAUGAGAACAAAUAUGUCAGUAGCUAUAGUAGCGAUGGUGAAUCACACGGCAAUUACAGAAAGUCAUAUUGAAUACACAAACGAAUGUGGUGAUGACAGAAGUAGUAAUUCGACCGAAAAUAGCAGUAGCGAUGGAGAAUACGUAUGGGAUAGCAAGAUGCAAGGCUACCUACUCAGUUCAUUCUUUUACGGUUACGUUAUAACGCAAAUACCUUUCGGGAUCCUUGCUAAGCGCUAUGGAUCUAAAUACUUUCUUGGUAUUGGAAUGCUAAUCAACUCUGUGUUUGGUUUGCUGGUUCCAAUAUCGGCGCAUUGGGGCUUCUACUGGCUGAUGAUUGUACGAUUUAUCCAAGGCCUGGGAGAGGGUCCGAUCGUGCCAUGUACGCACGCUAUGUUGGCCAAGUGGAUUCCACCUAAUGAGAGAAGUCGAAUGGGAGCUUUCGUCUAUGCUGGAGCCCAAUUCGGCACUGUGAUAUCUAUGCCCUUGAGUGGACUACUUUCUGAAUAUGGAUUUGACGGUGGAUGGCCUUCAAUAUUUUACGUCUUCGGUGCGGUUGGAACGAUAUGGUGCAUAGCAUUCUUGAUUAUGGUACAUGAAGAUCCAGAACAACAUCCACGUAUUUCUGAUGAGGAAAAGAAAUAUAUCCUCAGUUCCCUCUGGGGUCCGGCAGGAGCUACAUCACCGCCAGUCCCUUGGAAAUCGAUCGUCACAUCUUUACCUUUCUGGGCCAUUUUGAUCGCACACAUGGGUCAAAAUUAUGGUUAUGAAACUUUAAUGACCGAACUACCGACAUUCAUGAAACAAAUUCUUCAUUUCAAUAUUAAAUCGAACGGCACAGUGUCUUCUCUGCCGUACUUAGCCAUGUGGAUAUUUUCAAUGGUAAUAUCUCACAUUGCUGAUUGGGUUAUAUCCAGUAACAAACUUGAUCACACGAAAACUCGUAAAAUUGUUAACGCUAUCGGACAGUAUGGACCAGCAUUCGCCUUAAUCGCAGCCUCGUACACUGGAUGUGAUCCUUGGCUCACAGUGGCUAUUCUAACUGUUGGAGUGGGAUUGAAUGGUGGAAUAUAUUCUGGAUUCAAAGUAAAUCACUUGGACAUUUCGCCAAGGUUCGCUGGAGUUUUAAUGUCAUUCACAAACUGUCUGGCAAAUCUCGCUGGACUCCUAGCACCUAUUACAGCAGGAUACAUUAUUGUUGGUCAGCCUACUCAAGCAAAAUGGAGAAUUGUAUUUAUGUUGUCAGCAGGAGUUUACAUCGUCUGUGCAACGUUUUAUCUAAUAUUUGCUUCUGGCAAACGGCAGGUGUGGGACAAUCCGGACAAAGAUGUUAAGGAAAACAAGAGUAAUUUAGAAUCAGUAAAAGCAACAAAUGAGACUCAGCAGUGACAAAUGUAUUACGUCAAUGAUUCUUGCCAUUAAUUAUUAAAGCGUUUUUUAUUUUGUUAGAAUCCGGUUUCAAAAAUCCCUCGCCAAUUGGAUACCUCAAAAGAAACGUUUAUUAAAUUGAUGGAUUUGUGGAAUCGGCUCUAACGUGUCACAAAAACAUCUUUCAUGCUUUAGUAUUGCAUUUGUUAAAUAGUUGAGUGCACGUAAAGAACAUUAAAUUUUUGUAGUCUUCUACAAUAUUACAUAUUUAUUAUUCAUCAAUUUUAUGCUUUCAGUUAAAAGAGAUUUCCAUUUGUAAGAGAAAUAUAGGCAAUAAAUGCUCAGUAAAUUUAGAGUAUUAUUUGGUCGAUUCCAAUGUAGGAUUUUACUUUUGCCAAAGAUUUAAUUCGUAAAAAAUGUUAUUUUUCUUAAUACUUAAGAAAGUGAAACUUUGAAGAAACUUUUAACUAAAGUUAUAACUUAAAGUUUCGAAAAUUGUUAAUCAAUUAUUUUUGGCUGCUAUUAGUGUCCUACAUGGAAAUUCAGAUUCAUAUACUUCAUGUACAUAUACUAUAAGUUUUUGUAAAAAUAUAACUUUUUACUGAGAUUCUAUUCGCUUUUAUCCGAAUAUUGUUACUGCAAAAAUUUAAAAAUCCGAAUAACAAAUUCUGCAUGCAUUUGAUACUAUUGAACAAAUGUGGAACUGAUGAAGCGUUAUUUCAUUUUCUUGAUGGAAAAAUACAGCAAUUUUUGUUAACACAUUAUAAAAUUUAUAUAUUGUAUAUUUUUUAUUAUUAAAUUUUGAUUUCUAGUUAUUUCAGGGUAAGAAAAUUUAUUUCAAUCUUUAUUUCUGUCUUUCUUGAAUUUGGGCUAUUUGAGAUUUACUACAAAAUAUAAAUAGUGUCACUGAUAAAACCGUUAAUCUUGAACAGAACGAAUUCAAUACACUGACUUACAUUUUGAAAUAAAACUUUUUUUCCGUGUCAUUCAAAGCCUUUGAACAAAUUUUUUUACUAGUUUUUUAAAAACUGUUUUUAAUAAACUUAUCACUUUCGCCAGAAAGGAAAAUCUAUUAUUUGUGAUUCACUUAGUUUACAUAGAUGUCAAACUUUAUAUUCAAAAUUAUGUUAUAAACUUUUAGUUUAAGUUUAAUGAAUCUUUAAUAUUAUUAAGCUUCAAUGCCGAUCAUAUCUCAAAAAAGUGAGGGAAACUAAAAAAUUUUCUAAAGGAAGAAAUUUCUAUUUUAAAACGAUUCAAAUUCUCAAUACAUUUUUCGUACUUCUGCUCAUUUCGAAGAAAAUUUAGUUAACCAUUAAAGUGAUAUUGAAUAUUGAAAAUAUUCAAUUAAUGUGUUGAUAGAAAUACGUAUUAUUUUCCGCAAUGGAUGAGUAAACGUUUGAAAUGUAUCAUUUUCAUUCCCCACUAUUUUUUAAGGGUUUUAAGGUGCUGUCGAUGGCAAUAAUUUGUGACGUGAAAGAUUAUUAGAAUAUAAGAGUAAAUUUCGAAUGUAAGGAAAACGGAAUCAUCGGAACUCUUGUAUAUAUAAGAGAAAUUGUAACAUCGAAAUCGUUAAUAUUAUAUCAAAAAUUGUUUUUUUCAAAUUGCAAGAAAUUGGUAAAAAUUUAUUUCAUAUAGUUUACUUUCGGCUAUCAACUAUAUUGUGAAAUUAAUACGUGUCUAAGAGAAGCAGAACCACAAAAAAUUGUUGAUUAUAAACAAUAUAUUCAUAACUGCAAUGAAAAUAAAUGUUUUCUGCAAAUUAGAUCUAAACAAUGGUGCAUUUGUAGAAAACAAUUAAAUAAUGUCUUGAAUAAAGGAUAGAUUUUUAAUCUUUUGCUGCCAUCGAAUCUCCGAAUUUUAGUAGGCACAAAUUCUUAAAAACGAUAUUUUUAAUAAAUCAAAAGCGUUGGCACUGCUUCUUCUUAACAUGGUCUUAAUUUUCUUUUUUGUAUUUAUAUAAUUAUAAUUUUAUUCGUUGUUUAAGAAUGUUAAUUUAAAAGUAUGUGAUAAAGUUCGAAAAGUCUUGUGAGUGUAAUGUGCCUUUUAGGAUAUAUAAUAAAAUUAUACGACGUA
Leptopilina heterotoma is the source of this 4103-nucleotide messenger RNA. RefSeq names its product putative inorganic phosphate cotransporter (gene Picot). Gene Ontology annotation, biological process: transmembrane transport; monoatomic anion transport. Gene Ontology annotation, molecular function: transmembrane transporter activity. The transcript is spliced from 8 exons. Bases 492 to 2051 code for a protein of 519 amino acids. Lineage: Eukaryota; Metazoa; Arthropoda; Insecta; Hymenoptera; Figitidae. The record is from RefSeq and is a predicted model, not a curated record.